UGUAAAUUGUGACCCGCCGGAUCCUUACCGAGAGCGUCUUCCGCCAUGAAGACCCACCACGGUGAAGAUUACUGCCCGUGUGAUCGUGGAAGAGCUUGCCUUCUGGCUUCUUGAGCGUAGUAACUGAUGCAUGUAGCACUUUUGACUUUUUAACACCAGUAAAAACAAUGACAGCCACCACUCCCCUGCCGGAACGAUAUUCAGCAAGUCUGACGGUGCAAUCUCCGCUUGGCUCCCGAACACACGGGCCGGGACUCAUAAUCAUAUCGCCCGCCGGCGCGCCCGCAGGUCUCGAGAUAGACCCGCAACAGACGUUUGCACAAGAAGGAUACACCGUUGCUCAUUUGAGGCUCUCGUCGGGCUACAGUAGCUUGAGAAUUCGAGAUGAAUUGAGAGAAGCUACAGAAGCUCUGGAUUUCCACGACUGCUGUAGCGAAAAGUCGCGAUAUGGUAUCAUCGUGUAUUGCCCGUCGGCCUAUCCUUAUUUGGUCGAAGCGAUCAAUGGGAAUGGAGAGAUCAAGUCGGCUGUCUUCUUUGGGGAGCUACCGAGCUCGUGUCUGAAGCCGCACACAUCUGUUCAGAGCCAAGGUUCUAAGUUCGCGUCAACUGAACACACACGUGCUCUGAACUUCUUGGGAACCUGAGUCUAUGUUUCCUUAUGAUGAGAGAAAUGGUGGAAAGCCCUCCCAGUCAUUAAUGGAAGCAGAAAUCGGAGUUAAUGCGGGUCAACUGAGACCUAUGCAUGUGGUAAUGUGCCUUUCAAGUAGUGCUGCGAUAGAGUCACUGCCACAGGGAACACUUCUCACAACUUUGAACACCCCGAUUUAUUUAAGUCGGCUAAUGUUAUAUAGUCUGCUGCUCUUGGUUAGAAAUGAAUAUAUUGACAGGUUUCGGAUUGUGUC
Molecule: messenger RNA, 902 nt
Organism: Truncatella angustata
Lineage: Eukaryota; Fungi; Ascomycota; Sordariomycetes; Amphisphaeriales; Sporocadaceae
Exons: 2
Coding region: 168-644 (158 amino acids)
Source: RefSeq, a predicted model, not a curated record